AUGCUCACCUUGAGCGGAGGUGAAGUGCUGAUGCUCACCCUGUUGCUCACCUGCCUGAUCACAAGCCAGGUCUCUUCUCAAAAUCCUCGGCACGAGAAAUUCUGGAGAGAGCACCAAGACUUCCCCCGGACCAAAGUAGCAGGGCAGGACUACUGUGGGACCAUGAUGCUACGCAGGAGGAUGGCGAGGCCUUGCAAAGACACCAACAGCUUUGUUCAUGCACCUAAGAACCAACUGAAGGAUAUCUGUGGCUGGGCUGGAACCCACUACCGCCGGGCUUUGAGACUCAGCAAGGAGCAACUGUCUGUCACCACCUGCAAGCUGCAGGGGACUUCACGGGGCCAAUGCCGCUAUUGGUCGCACACAGGCCAAAGACAGAUUCAUAUUGGUUGUGACCCAUCAGGAUGGCCUAUCCGAUUUGAAGAGAGCAAUUUCAUGUAG
This is a messenger RNA of Sceloporus undulatus (fence lizard), 441 nucleotides long. RefSeq names its product angiogenin-2-like. NCBI's taxonomy places the organism in Eukaryota, Metazoa, Chordata, Lepidosauria, Squamata, Phrynosomatidae. Gene Ontology annotation, molecular function: nucleic acid binding. The transcript has a single exon. The coding region runs from base 1 to 441 and encodes 146 amino acids. The record is from RefSeq and is a predicted model, not a curated record.